This is a messenger RNA of Homo sapiens (human), 2094 nucleotides long. It is a transcript of the gene GPR75, whose product is annotated as G protein-coupled receptor 75. Gene Ontology annotation, cellular component: membrane; plasma membrane. Bases 250 to 1872 code for a protein of 540 amino acids. Lineage: Eukaryota; Metazoa; Chordata; Mammalia; Primates; Hominidae. Gene Ontology annotation, molecular function: G protein-coupled receptor activity; C-C chemokine receptor activity. The transcript is spliced from 2 exons. Gene Ontology annotation, biological process: chemokine-mediated signaling pathway; G protein-coupled receptor signaling pathway. The record is from RefSeq and is marked validated.
GUCUUGCCGCGGCUCCCGGGAUGCGCGGAGGCGGUGGCGAUGGCGAUGAUGCCUCUAGUCCUGCAUCAUCCAGAGCGGCAGGCGGAGCUGGGGUCCGGACUGCGAGAUGGAGGAGGGGCGGCGCUGCGGCCACCCGGCAGGCUUAUCUGUCUUGGGCCUCUUUUGUCACAUAUUGCUCAUCUGUGAGCUGAGGCCCUGACUCACUGAGUAUUUUUGGGGAGCAGAAGAAGGAGACAUUUCUCUCCGAAAAUGAACUCAACAGGCCACCUUCAGGAUGCCCCCAAUGCCACCUCGCUCCAUGUGCCUCACUCACAGGAAGGAAACAGCACCUCUCUCCAGGAGGGUCUUCAGGAUCUCAUCCACACAGCCACCUUGGUGACCUGUACUUUUCUACUGGCGGUCAUCUUCUGCCUGGGUUCCUAUGGCAACUUCAUUGUCUUCUUGUCCUUCUUCGAUCCAGCCUUCAGGAAAUUCAGAACCAACUUUGAUUUCAUGAUCCUGAACCUGUCCUUCUGUGACCUCUUCAUUUGUGGAGUGACAGCCCCCAUGUUCACCUUUGUGUUAUUCUUCAGCUCAGCCAGUAGUAUCCCGGAUGCUUUCUGCUUCACUUUCCAUCUCACCAGUUCAGGCUUCAUCAUCAUGUCUCUGAAGACAGUGGCAGUGAUCGCCCUGCACCGGCUCCGGAUGGUGUUGGGGAAACAGCCUAAUCGCACGGCCUCCUUUCCCUGCACCGUACUCCUCACCCUGCUUCUCUGGGCCACCAGUUUCACCCUUGCCACCUUGGCUACCUUGAAAACCAGCAAGUCCCACCUCUGUCUUCCCAUGUCCAGUCUGAUUGCUGGAAAAGGGAAAGCCAUUUUGUCUCUCUAUGUGGUCGACUUCACCUUCUGUGUUGCUGUGGUCUCUGUCUCUUACAUCAUGAUUGCUCAGACCCUGCGGAAGAACGCUCAAGUCAGAAAGUGCCCCCCUGUAAUCACAGUCGAUGCUUCCAGACCACAGCCUUUCAUGGGGGUCCCUGUGCAGGGAGGUGGAGAUCCCAUCCAGUGUGCCAUGCCGGCUCUGUAUAGGAACCAGAAUUACAACAAACUGCAGCACGUUCAGACCCGUGGAUAUACCAAGAGUCCCAACCAACUGGUCACCCCUGCAGCAAGCCGACUCCAGCUCGUAUCAGCCAUCAACCUCUCCACUGCCAAGGAUUCCAAAGCCGUGGUCACCUGUGUGAUCAUUGUGCUGUCAGUCCUGGUGUGCUGUCUUCCACUGGGGAUUUCCUUGGUACAGGUGGUUCUCUCCAGCAAUGGGAGCUUCAUUCUUUACCAGUUUGAAUUGUUUGGAUUUACUCUUAUAUUUUUCAAGUCAGGAUUAAACCCUUUUAUAUAUUCUCGGAACAGUGCAGGGCUGAGAAGGAAAGUGCUCUGGUGCCUCCAAUACAUAGGCCUGGGUUUUUUCUGCUGCAAACAAAAGACUCGACUUCGAGCCAUGGGAAAAGGGAACCUCGAAGUCAACAGAAACAAAUCCUCCCAUCAUGAAACAAACUCUGCCUACAUGUUAUCUCCAAAGCCACAGAAGAAAUUUGUGGACCAGGCUUGUGGCCCAAGUCAUUCAAAAGAAAGUAUGGUGAGUCCCAAGAUCUCUGCUGGACAUCAACACUGUGGUCAGAGCAGCUCGACCCCCAUCAACACUCGGAUUGAACCUUACUACAGCAUCUAUAACAGCAGCCCUUCCCAGGAGGAGAGCAGCCCAUGUAACUUACAGCCAGUAAACUCUUUUGGAUUUGCCAAUUCAUAUAUUGCCAUGCAUUAUCACACCACUAAUGACUUAGUGCAGGAAUAUGACAGCACUUCAGCCAAGCAGAUUCCAGUCCCCUCCGUUUAAAGUCAUGGAGGCUAUAGGAUCUUAUGUAAACAGUUUUUGUUUCUGAUAGUAAUGGACUUUAUUCUAACUUGAGAUCAGUGGCGGAUCAAAACCUACAAGAUUCAACUGAAAAGUUGGCAGUUAUGGUUUUCUUUCAUCUGAUGUGUCAGUAUCUGUUGAUUUGCUUUGUAGUUUGUUGACAUCUUAAGAUUUGAUGUGAAAGUUUUAGAUUUUUUACCCUGC